AGUAUUCAUCGAACAGUCGCAUCUCUCAGUCGCCCAACGGAUGUUGCAGCACCACAGGAACUACACAGAUAUUUACGCGAUUCCAUAGAUUCUCGUUCUCGUAGUCGAGAAACUGAAAGCGAAAUCAAUGGUAUCCGCAAGAUACACGCUCGUGUGCGCGGCUUUAAGUGAAUAUAAUUGAAGACCAAGUGAUAUAAAUAGUUGGAUAAACUCUUUCUUCAGCCGCGACACGUGCCGGGCACACUUUUCCCCUUUCGAAAAAUUGAAAUCACGACAGAGGAGGCAAUUAAUUAGGAAGAGAGGAAAUACCCACCUUUGGGUGAAGGGUUUUUAGCAAUGAGCUGUCUGCACUUGAAGAACUUCAAAUGCGCCAAGUGGUCGCAAUCUUUAUCGAGGAGUUAAGCAGCGGAAUAUCAUCACACCAUAAAAACAAAUCAUACAUUUAAAGGAAUUUCUGGCAAAGAAUUCUUGACCCUACUUCUAGUGAAAAGUCGUUUAAAAGGAGUGGCUUCAAAUAUGCCACAGCUCAGGCAGCUGGUGGUGGUGCUGGCCAUCCUAUCCCUCCUUGUGGAUCCCUCGUUCGCCCAGCGACCGCUGAUCAUGAACCACACCUUCAGCUCCCUGCCGAUGUCCCAGCAUCCCAGUUUUAACAGCUGGCCAAGUGCAUCCGGGGGAAAGCAACUGCGCAAUGGCAGGCUCCAUGAGCAGCCUUUGCCCCUGCCACAACCCACUUUGCCGGUGGCCACACAAUACGAGGACUACGAGGCGGCACCGCCAGGGUCGCGAAGGGAUAACAAGCGGCGACUGGCUCAGAUGGCCCAACGCCCAGGCAGUGGGAACGGCGGGCGGCGAGGCAUGGAAUCCCUUCGAAAGGAGCUUAUGAAUCCAUCGGUUGGUGGUCCGGGCGGAGGUAUUUCCGGCGGAGGAUCCGGCUAUCCUUCGUACUCCGCCACCUCUUCCAUUGGACGUAUAGAUGGCCUGGGUCAGGGCCUAGGAUCUGCGGAUCGGUACGGAGCGUUAUACGACCAGCUGAGGCAGCCCAGUGGAAUGGCAGCCAUGACAGCCGGUCCCCUUGGCGGACCCUACUCGACAAGGUUCCCUCCUCUGUACGCCGGUGUAGACGACCAGCCCAAGCGCUCAAAUCGAAAGAACUCCAUCAGCGAGCUCUAUAAGCUGAAGAAGGCCCUCAACCAGGCAGAUGAACCUGCUGGCGGGGUGACGCACGGAAACUUUGAAGGAGAUCCACAGCCCUCGUCGGCAGAUCCACUGCAAGAAAUCAAGGAUCGUAUACGAGAUACAUCACCAAAUGCGAACACCUAUGCUCCUCACACGGAUGCCACACCAUCAUCAGAGUACGAGUACGAACUUGGCGUGAAGUGCAACUUCGAGACCCCGUGCAGCUGGACCUGGGGCAACUAUUCGGAUGGUUUUCAAGUUAUAACUGGAACGGAAUUGUCGAAAAGGAAUCUCACAGGACUACUGCCAGGUCCUGCAGCCGAUAGUAUCGACGAUGCGAACGGUCACUUCCUGUACGCCCGCGUGAACCCCUCUUCAAGACCCUUGAAUCUCACCUCACCGGAAUUUAGCACCACGAUGGAGAAGUGCUUUUUAGAGGUCUACAUGCACCAGAGCGACAUGAGUCACGGACUUUCGCGGGUGGUGGUUGAACUACUUCACACGGCUGAGAGCAGUUGGGUUCCGGCCGAAAUUCUGGGCGAUAAUGUGCGCCAAUGGACCAGGAAGGUAUAUCGCCUGGGUCGCGUUUCCCGCGAUUUCCGCAUCGUUUUCGAGGUGGUUCCCGAUCUGAGAGUGGGCCAGAAGGGUCAUGUGGCGUUGGACAACCUGCGCAUGGUUAACUGUUUUCCCGAGGGUACAAAGUCGGAGAAGUGCAGCACCUCGCAGGUGAAGUGCACCUCCAGCAAGGUGCCCGUGUGUAUCCAUCUACCACGAAUCUGCGACAUUACCAGGGACUGCGAUGAGGCGGAGGACGAGCAGCAGUCAUGUGAUAAAAUACCCUAUGGCGGUCGUUGUGACUUCGAGGAGGACUGGUGCGGUUGGCGGGACUCGGGAAAGACGACGCUCACCUGGUCACGGCACACGGGAUCAUCUCCCACCCACGAUACGGGACCGGAUGGGGAUCACACAAUGCAGCACCUGCAGAACAACACCAGUGGAUACUAUAUGCUGGUCAAUAUGAAUCAGCAUAUGAACAACUCGGAAAAGAAUUCGAUUAUUGGAUUUGCCAGCAAUGCGAUUAUGGUUAGCAAGACCUUCAAUCCGCCGCCAUCGGUACAUGGAAACCCGGACUCUCCCUAUCGUAACUCGUGUGUUGUGAGGUUUUUCAUUCAUCAAUUCGGCAAGAAUCCGGGCAGUAUCAAUCUCUCCGUGGUGGAGAUGAAGGAAAAGGAGAACAUCACCACUACACUGUGGUGGAGCACCAAAAACCAGGGCAGCGAUUGGAUGAGAGCGGAAUAUGUACUGCCUAACAUAACGUCCAAAUACUAUCUUCAGUUUGAAGCUCGCAUGGGCAUGAGAAUCUACUCAGAUGUGGCUGUGGAUGACUUCUCACUGAGUCCCGAAUGUUUUGGCCUCAAUAUACCAGAAGAUCAUCUAGGUGGCUACAACUACUGGGAUGUCCGACAGAAUCUAAAGAGUCCAACCUAUAAAGACUUUGAAUAUACCAACUAUCUUGAGUUAACCACCUGUGACACUCGUGGCAUGAUAGGACCUUCCCAGGCGCAAUGUGAAGCUGCCUACAGGGAGCAAAAUAAGACACAUGUCCUGCGGGAAGUCCAUGUGGUGGAAGAUCAGAGCAGCUACAAGGGCAUGCAGAAGUGGAAGGUACCCCACGAAGGACACUACACAAUCAUUGCCAAAGGCGCCAGUGGAGGACUGGGUUCGGGUGGCGUAGGCAGCUCUCGAGGAUCCGUGGCUGUGGCCAUUCUGGAACUUCACAAAAAUGAGGAACUGUAUUUCCUCGUGGGACAGCAGGGCGAGAACGCCUGCAUCAAGUCCAUGGGAGUUCUGAAGGAAGCUGGUUGCGGAACCGAUCACGACUUGGACUUAGCCCAAUAUAGCUUCCGUUCCAAACAGGAUAUGGUCAAGAAUAUCUAUAUCGAAAAUGGUGCCGGCGGCGGUGGUGGUGGCUCCUACGUGUUCCUUCUCAAUCAGGCCAAAAAUGAGGCAGUCCCUCUUUUGGUAGCUGGCGGUGGAGGAGGUCUGGGAAUUGGCCAAUACAUUGAUGAGGACUUCCAGCAUGGUCAAAAGGCGAAGCCCCUUCAGGCUCCAGAAAGUGGACAGAUCAAUGGAGAGCCCUUGAAUAAGAAGACAGCUGGUCCAGGUGGUGGAUGGAGAGCCAAAGAGGACCAGGCCCUGAGUCCCACCUAUGGAGCUGCCCUUCUCCAGGGCGGUCGAGGUGGACACUCCUGUUAUGUGGAACUUGCGGACAAUGGAACUUCUGUUCACAGACAUGGCCAAGGUGGAUUUGGUGGUGGCGGUGGUGGCUGCAAUACUGGAGGAGGCGGUGGCGGCUACGCUGGCGGAGAUGUCUACCUAACCGAGUCGAAUGGCGAGGGCGGAAGUUCGUACAUCAGCCCCAGUCGAAGUCUUCGGGAAAUUAGUGAAAUACAUGCCGGCGCUAGCAGUGGACCAGGUGCCAUCAUCAUUAUUCCGGCAAUCGAGGGCUGUGGAUGCGACUAUAGGUGCGUGGCCUUGGAUGAGUUCCGAUCGAAGGUGCGGUGCAUCUGCCCAGAUGGCUGGAGCUUAAAACGGGACAAUCACACCGCCUGUGAGAUCCGCGAGGAGGCGGGCAAGUCCUCCUUCCAGUAUCUGGUUUCCAUCCUAAUGAUCUCGCUUGCCGUGCUCUUCAUCUGCAUAGCUGCGCUCAUCUUUAUGCUAUAUAAUCGCUAUCAACGGAAGAAACAAUCGAAGAAGCGCCACAAGAUGCUCGUGGAGCAGGAUCUUCAACUUACCCGUUUGCGCAACAAUAUCGACGACUCCAAUCUGAAUAACUUUAACCCCAACUAUGGAUGUGAUGGUAUUCUCAAUGGUCACAUUGAUGUCAAUAGCUUGCCCCAGGUGGCACGCGAUAGUCUGCAAUUGGUCAAUGCUCUGGGCAAAGGUGCUUUUGGAGAGGUAUAUAUGGCAUUAUAUCGCCAUCGAGACGGAGAUGCUGUGGAAAUGGGCGUGGCAGUGAAAACCUUGCGGGAAGAUCCCAAGCGGGAAAAGGAGGAGGAUUUCCUGAAGGAGGCGGCCAUAAUGGCCAAGUUCAAUCACCCGAAUAUGGUCCAUUUAAUAGGAGUCUGCUUUGACCGUCAGCCGUAUUAUAUUGUCCUGGAACUUCUUGCUGGCGGGGAUCUACAGAAGUUUUUGCGCGAAAACAGGAAUACUCCAGAGCGUCCCUCCCUCUUAACCAUGAAGGAUCUGCUUUUCUGCGCCCUCGACGUGGCCAAAGGAUGUCGCUACAUGGAGAGUAAACGCUUCAUCCAUCGGGAUAUCGCCGCCAGGAACUGUCUGCUGAGCAGUAAGGGUCCUGGUCGCGUUGUGAAAAUCGCCGAUUUUGGCAUGUCCCGGGAUAUCUACCGAUCGGACUACUAUCGCAAGGGAGGCAAGGCGAUGCUACCCAUCAAAUGGAUGCCGCCGGAAGCCUUCCUCGAUGGCAUAUUCACCUCGAAAACAGAUGUCUGGUCCUUUGGCAUUCUCCUGUGGGAAGUCUUCAGUCUGGGCCGUUCACCAUAUCCCGGCCAGCAUAACACCCAGGUAAUGGAGCUGGUUGUGCGUGGCGGUCGACUGGGAUCGCCCACCGAGUGUCCCGUCUCCAUAUACAAGGUGAUGGCCGACUGCUGGAAUCCCACGCCCGAGGAUCGGCCCACAUUUAUUACGUUGCUGGAGCAUUUGACCGCCUGCACCCAGGAUGCCAGCAUAAUGAACGCUCCUCUGCCCAAUAUUCUGGGACCCACAGCCUCCGAACGGGACGACACAGUCAUCCGGCCGCCCAAUGGCGAGGAGUUCUGUUUGGCGGUGCCGGAUUAUCUGGUACCUUUGCCACCCGGCGGCAGCAACAAUCCAUCGAUGGCCAGUGGUUCGGGCUACGUGCCAGAAUUGCAACGCCAGCAGAUGAGCUCCUGCACUCCGCCGGCGGUCACAUCGCCCGCCGCACCACAUCCAAGGCCGGUGGAGAAUAUCGCACCGACCAGCGGAGAUUGCUGGGAGACGUCAUUUAUACUACCUAACUCGAAGGUGGAACCACCAGUGGUUGGAAGUGGCCACGAUGUUCCAUUGGCCGGCGGUGAGGAGGCCAAACUGAUCAGUUUGGACACACCACAGCCCACACCAACGACCAUCCAACCACCGCUGUCCUUCGCCUCGCAGCUUGAUGGCAUCACAUUGGAUCCCUCGGCACUGACCAAGAGUUUGCCCAACGGAAAUGCCAAGCAGUCGUAUGCCAAUGUUCAGGUGAAAAACGAAGCCGAGGCCAAGGUCAUCAAUGGUGUGGUUGGCAAUGGAACGGUGAUGAACGGGGACGUCUCGACGGGAUCGGGUGGUGCCGAUUCACCUUUCACCAUUCAGGGUUACGCGGAGCGAUACAAGGACAACAACAAUCAUUCCGAAAUCAGUUGUUAAAAACACUCGAAAGUUUGAUACAUUAAGAUCAGGAUUAUACAUCACAGAUGAAGAACAUAAAUUUCCAAAUCAUUUGGAUUUCGAAAGAGAAGAGAGCCGAAUCGUAUAUUUUAUAAAGAUUUUUAAAAUCUUUAUAAAAAGCAAAACGGUGUAAGUCAAAUCUGAACUUUCGAGUAAGAUUACUGAUUUUAGAAGACUUCGCGGCCCCUAAAAAUUCGUCUUGUGUUGGAGCAAUCACAAUUUGCUGGCGCCUCACUGGCGCAUUAAAUAAAUUUACUCUCGAAUCACAAAGAGAAAAAAAGAAAAUUGAGAUAACAAAAAAAGAGUGAGAACUUCUCAAAAAAAUUUUAUUGUAUUUUAAUCUUAAAUUUGUAUUGCGUAGAAUGAAAAAACCAACGUCGGACUACAAAAAACAAAAACUGCAACUAACACGUAAACUUAGUUGGAAUAUGUGUAUAGUUUAGUUUUUUACCAAAUAUUAGUUUUGCAAGAAAAGAAAAAAAUUUAACGGAGGUUACACAACAUUUUGUGAGAGGUUGUAUAUAUUAAUUGUAUCUAAGUUUUACAAUUACCCAUAAUUUAAAUUAACUAUUUUUUUUGUACCUUUAGUUACCAUACCCUUCGUUAACGUUUUAAGCUGAUGACUGAAAUGCCAAACAAUAUUCCUAAAGUAAAAAAGAAAGUGCGAAACGUUAGCUUAUUUUUAAUAAUACGCAGUCCAGAAUCGGGAACCAAGAUGCCAACUCAAAGUAGUUCAAAGUGUCAAAGCUGCUCAUUUAAAGUUCGCAAUAAUACCACAAAUGUAGUCAAACAGAUAUGCCAACACAUACAAUAUGUUUUUAACAUAGGAUAUUUUUUUAAUUUAGGAUUCUCGAUUCCUGUAUUGUUUACUCCGAACAAAUUACAUUUAGUGUAAAUAACAAGCUUCCGUCGUAGCGAAUUACGUAUAUUGUAUGUAUUUGAUUAGACCUAAGGCAAAUAAAUGAAAAAAAAAACCAAAAACCGUAGCGUGUAAUGCGAUUAAUGAAAAACUACAAUUUACAGGGUGAUUUUUAUGAAAAUUCAGUUGUAUGUUUGAAAAACAAAAACUAGCAUUAACAAAACAAAAGGUGACGCAACGACUCUCAGCUCGACCUGAGUUGCUUAAAAUGUUGUACAAUAUUCUUUCAGCACAGCCCUGUAUUUGUUCAUCAUCAUUAAUGCUCUUUUUUAUCAGGCGUUGAUCGGAAUUCGAAAUUAUGUAAAUUUAGUUGAAACGUAACAAACAAGCUUUAAAUUAUAUAAUUUUUAUAAAGAUAUAUUAACGAUAUACAAGUGAGGCGACAACAUAAUAUUUAACCAAGCAGAAGUAAAUAAAUUAUACAAGAACGAGGCUCGCAAGAGCCAAAAUUAAUUUACUAUAUAUUGAGGUAGGUAUACAUGCAUAUGCAUUUAUGUAUAUGUAUAAUUAGUUCUAAGACAAUUGAGUUUGUGUUUAAAACAACAAAUCGAAAAAUAUAAAUAUAUACAUAUUUAGAUAAUGAUACCGUAAAAUAUAUAAGAGGAUAAACGUUAUGUCUAUGUUUUGCUUUAUGUACAAGUCUACUGUUAAAUGCGCAAACAUCUUAUAUACACGCAAACAUAUUCUCGUAUAUAAACAUAUGUAUAAUCAACUUAUAUAUCCGAUAUGUAUGUGCGACUAUAGCGAACCGUAAAUUAAAAUGCUGAAUACGCGAGAAUCAAAAAUCGUGUAUAUUACAAUUAUAAUUGCAUAGCUCUUACAUCAAUAGUCAGUCGAGCUUUUGUUUUCAUUUCUAUUAUACAUAGCAAGAAAAAAUUCAUUAAAAAGAUAUUUUGUAUAGAAAAUCCGAAUUUGAAAUUACUAUAAAUUGCAUGUAUUGCACUCAAACAUAUUUUACCCAACUUAAGAUAUAAAUUUUGUUCGUUUCAUUUUACAAAGUAUUGUACCAAGAUAAAAUGAAAAACAAAAGAACGGCUGACUAUAAAAUUUACAUUAUACUUUACAUGCGGACUUGUCACAUAGAAAUACCGGAUCCCAAACAAAAAAUGUACAAACGAUGAAAACAAUUUAAAAAAAAAAGAACAGAAAUAAAUACAAAUCUACCAAUGAAUGCUCACAAUCGAAUGCUCAAUAAGUGUACGAAUAUAAACGAAUAUAUAUAUAUCUCAGCAUCCACGGCUUUACACCUAGUCUUAACACUUAAAUCAGAACUUUUUUUUUACUUUUACCUAUUAUGGUUGUGCCGCGGCAUCUAAAGUAAGAAUAUAUGUCUUACCGAAGUGCAUACACACACACACAUCUCCAUCAGAUCCUUUCCGUAUACAUGCAUACAUAUGUAUAAAACACAGACGCCUGCGCACAGGACUCCCACACAUUUUUGUACCCUGAUGACAUUACCUUGUGUACCUAAAGCCCACAACCUGAAAGAGAAGAGUUACAUAUGCAUAUAUCCACGGAUCGUUGUUGAUUGAUUGAUUGAUUGAUUGAUUGUUGGCCCCAAGAGCUGGUCGAUAUUUCGGGUCUUUGAUUCGGGCAAGGAAAUUCCUGCAAUUCCAUUGCAGAUCGGUUUGUGAUUGCUAAGUUAGGGUCUUAAUGAAUGUGUGAAUCGUUACGAUUCGAAAGUUCGGCAACAGAUUGAGAUGUUUUCAUAGAAUGUAGAUGAAUUGAUCAUUAAAGUUUAGUUCAAUUCUUUCGCAAUGGGACUUGCUGUCGGGGAUCUGAAUGAUUCUGAAGCUUAGAACCAGGUCAAGGCAUUUACUUUCGAAGAGAUAAAUUGCUGGCAUACACGAUUUUGAUGGGAAUAUCAGUAGCUUUGCAAACACUUCAUUUCUCAACAAUAACAAAUUCGCAACGAAGUUUAGAGAAAUAAACACAAAUGAUAUGUACUAAAUAUAUGUUUAAACCAAAAAUAAAACGUAAGAAGUGAAAUAAGAAAACGAUCACACAAUAAAUGGUAUUUUUAUAUACUACAAAAAAAAAAACAGAAAAAACGAAAAAAACAAAAGGAAAAAAAAUGGAAUGCAAGUUUAGUGCAUGCAAACAAACAGGCUUAAACUUAGCUCUAGCUAUAAAGUAUAACUAAAAUAAAUACAAAAUUAAUGGUUUUCAUUUAAAAAUCGUAAAUUAUUUUGUUACACUUAAUGGGUAAAGAAGAAGAAUUAAGUGAAUAAUAAAUAAAAAGAAAAAACAGAAACGCAAAGACUAGAACCACAUUUUGUAAGCUGGAUCGAUUGAGUGAUGGAUUGGUGGCAAGUUAUAUAUAUAUAAUAGAAUAACAGCAUAAGCAAACCAAACAGCAAAAUGUCCAUUUAGAGCAACUACCACACUCGAAAGCAAAACGAAUCCAAUGUGUCAUAACUUGCUGAAGAACAAUGGCGGGCGAAGAACGCGAACCACAAACUUGAAAACUCCACUCAUAUAGUAUAAUUUUCGAUUCGGUCUAAGCCUAUAGAGAAAUAUCAGCUAAGAAACAUAUAACUCACACUUUUCCGUCGCUACCCGUCGUACUUACCACCCAAACACCCACCCAACCCCUCACUCUCCACUACCUACUCUCAACUUGGUAUUUUCACAUUUUCUUUGCUUUUCCUUUGCUGUGAGUCGCGAGGACUAGUUUUGAAUUAUCUAAGCAUAAGCACACAUUUCACAAAGCAAAAUCGAAAGAAAAACAAGUAUAAGUAUAUCUUAAUGGCAUAUAUAUUUGGCGCUAUGGAGUGGAUAACAAUUUUAAAGUUGGUAGCGUUUAAGCGCUGGAAAUGCGAAAUGACAAAAACUGAGAG
Messenger RNA from Drosophila melanogaster (fruit fly), 9402 nucleotides. RefSeq names its product anaplastic lymphoma kinase (gene Alk). Gene Ontology annotation, cellular component: membrane; plasma membrane. Bases 517 to 5622 code for a protein of 1701 amino acids. Gene Ontology annotation, biological process: cell surface receptor protein tyrosine kinase signaling pathway. Lineage: Eukaryota; Metazoa; Arthropoda; Insecta; Diptera; Drosophilidae. Gene Ontology annotation, molecular function: kinase activity; ATP binding; protein kinase activity. The record is from RefSeq and is marked reviewed. The transcript has 9 exons.